GUGCUGACUAGCAGGCUCACGUGCACAGUGUGGAGGACAAGCUGUAUCAUACAAAAUGGGAUUUGGGAGUGACCUAAAGAACUCACAGGAAGCUGUGUUAAAGUUGCAAGACUGGGAACUACGGUUACUGGAGACAGUGAAGAAAUUUAUGGCUCUGAGAAUAAAAAGCGAUAAAGAAUAUGCAUAUACUCUGCAGAAUCUUUGUAACCAAGUUGAUAAAGAAAGCGCCGUGCAAGUGAAUUAUGUCAGCAAUGUGUCCAAGUCUUGGCUACUGAUGAUUCAGCAGACAGAACAGCUUAGUAGGAUCAUGAAGACACACGCAGAGGACUUGAACUCUGGGCCCUUGCAUAGGCUCACCAUGAUGAUCAAGGACAAGCAGCAGGUAAAGAAGAGCUAUGUAGGCAUUCAUCAGCAGCUCGAGGCAGAGAUGAUCAAGGUCACAAAGACAGAAUUGGAGAAAUUAAAAUCCAGCUAUCGACAAUUAAUAAAAGAAAUGAAUUCUGCCAAAGAGAAAUAUAAAGAAGCCUUAGCCAAAGGGAAGGAAACAGAAAAGGCCAAGGAGCGCUAUGACAAAGCUACAAUGAAGCUUCAUAUGCUGCAUAAUCAGUAUGUACUGGCACUGAAGGGGGCUCAGCUCCAUCAGAGUCAGUACUAUGAUACCACACUUCCUCUGCUGCUGGACUCCGUGCAAAAGAUGCAAGAAGAAAUGAUAAAAGCACUAAAAGGUAUAUUUGAUGAAUAUAGCCAGAUAACCAGCCUUGUUACAGAGGAAAUAGUCAAUGUCCAUAAAGAGAUUCAAAUGUCUGUUGAACAGAUAGAUCCUAGCACUGAAUAUAAUAAUUUCAUAGAUGUUCACAGAACAACAAGUGCUAAAGAACAAGAAAUCGAAUUUGAUACUUCCCUAUUAGAAGAAAAUGAAAAUCUUCAGGCAAAUGAGAUCAUGUGGAAUAAUUUAACAGCAGACAGUUUGCAAGUAAUGUUGAAGACUUUAGCAGAAGAGCUCACACAGACUCAGCAGAUGCUUUUACACAAGGAGGCGGCUGUCCUGGAGCUAGAGAAGAGGAUUGACGAAUCUUCUGAGACCUGUGAAAAGAAGUCUGACAUUGUGCUUCUUCUGGGUCAAAAACAGGCGCUUGAAGAGUUGAAGCAGUCAGUCCAGCAAUUGAGAUGUACUGAGGCAAAGUGCGCAGCACAGAAAGAAUUGCUGGAGCAAAAAGUACAGGAAAAUGAUGGGAAAGAACCACCUCCUGUGGUAAAUUACGAAGAAGAUGCACGGUCAGUCACAUCCAUGGAGAGAAAGGAGAGACUAUCCAAAUUUGAAUCUAUUCGUCAUUCAAUUGCUGGGAUAAUUAAGUCUCCAAAAUCGGUCCUCGGAUCUUCAUCACAGCUCUCCGAUGUGAUCUCUAUGGGUGAGAAGCCCCUGGCGGAGCAUGACUGGUACCAUGGCGCUAUCCCCCGGAUAGAGGCACAAGAACUCCUGAAGCAGCAAGGAGACUUCCUGGUUCGAGAGAGCCAUGGGAAACCUGGUGAAUAUGUCCUUUCUGUAUAUUCUGACGGACAAAGGAGGCACUUUAUCAUACAAUUUGUUGAUAAUCUAUAUCGAUUCGAGGGCACUGGGUUUUCAAAUAUCCCUCAACUUAUAGAUCACCACUUCAAUACCAAACAAGUUAUCACCAAGAAGUCUGGGGUGGUUCUGCUGAAUCCUAUUCCAAAGGAUAAGAAAUGGAUUCUCAAUCAUGAAGAUGUUUCAUUGGGAGAAUUACUGGGCAAGGGGAAUUUUGGUGAGGUGUAUAAGGGCACACUAAAGGAUAAAACUCCUGUUGCCGUUAAAACGUGCAAGGAAGACCUUCCUCAGGAAUUAAAAAUAAAGUUUUUACAGGAAGCCAAAAUUCUCAAGCAAUAUGAUCACCCCAAUAUUGUCAAACUUAUAGGCGUGUGCACACAAAGACAGCCUGUCUACAUCAUUAUGGAACUGGUCCCAGGAGGGGAUUUCCUGACCUUCCUGAGGAAGAGGAAGGACGAGCUAAAGCUGAAGCAGUUGGUGAAAUUUUCCUUGGACGUUGCUUCUGGCAUGUUGUAUCUGGAGGGUAGGAACUGUAUUCACAGGGACCUGGCUGCACGGAACUGCCUGGUAGGUGAAAACAAUACUCUGAAAAUUAGUGACUUUGGAAUGUCUCGGCAAGAAGACGGUGGAGUAUACUCAUCUUCAGGCUUAAAGCAGAUUCCCAUUAAAUGGACAGCACCGGAAGCUCUUAAUUAUGGGAGGUACAGUUCUGAAAGCGACGUGUGGAGCUUCGGCAUCCUGCUCUGGGAGACCUUCAGCCUAGGAGUCUGUCCAUACCCCGGAAUGACAAACCAGCAAGCACGAGAACAAGUGGAGAGAGGAUACCGAAUGUCAGCCCCACAGAACUGUCCAGAGGAGAUUUUUACAAUCAUGCUGAAGUGUUGGGAUUACAAGCCUGAAAACCGCCCAAAGUUCAGUGACCUUCACAAAGAGCUCACUGCCAUCAAGAAGAAGAUCACAUAGUGGCAGCCAGGGCUAGCCACCACCUGCAGGACUCUGUCCUCAGUCACCCCGACUUUAUACCACCUUACUGCAACCAUCUUUGAAGGUUAUGUUUUUUAUUAACUGGGUUUUUAAAGUAUGUUCCACUUUAAACUAUGUUAAAGGCAAAUUUAUUCAAGAAAUAAAUGGUCUUACCCAGGACUGUAUUAGCUAACCACAGCAACCCUGCCAUUUGAUACCACUGUAAAGAGAAAAGCACAGGCCUAACAGAAAAGGUAAAAGGUCUAUCUUUAAUACCGAGGAUCAUUGGUGUUCCACCAAGGCUUUCUAAUCCAGGCACAGCCUGUGGGCUGCUGUCUUCUGCUGCAGGCCCUCCUGGGUUGGUGCUAUAAACAGCCUUGGUAGCGCAUGCCUGUAGGACGAGUGCCCACCACAGUUGGCUCUCCACUCUGCCAAGGCGAGAUUGUAUCUAUAAACAUAAUCAUAUAUUGGGAAUCACUUGGGCCUCCUAGGGUUUCUCUUUCUUUUCCUGUCAGAACAUGCCCAGUGAGAACAUCACAUUCCCAUAUCAUUUUGUCUUUUACUUCCCCAGUCCAGGCUACAGAAAAUGGUGCAUGGAAAAUUCCCAGAGAGCUCAGGGUACAGAGGCAGCUGCUUCUGCAGGACAUUGGAGACGACAGGGAUGACAGGAAACAUGUGUGACCAGGAGGGCAAGUUGGAAAAGAGCAGUUAGCCAGUGCUCACCAGGAAGAAGAAACAAGAAUGCCUGCCUUCCUCCCAGAUUUAUGCCUUCGGAAUACCCUGUAUCUGGGUCUCAGUUCCCUAACAAGGUCUAAGAAAUUUUCAGGAGUUCACAGAGCCCAGAGGAAACUUUCUUAAAGUUACUAAAGUCCACAGAAAGAACAGCAUGGUUCUAAUUGUAUAUCUUUAUCCUAGGAGACAAUCCCAGAAUGGAAUUCCCUUUACUUAUACCUGUAUCUGGGUCUUCAGAAUCCAUGAUUCAUUUACAAACACAUCCACAUAUAUCUACUGAAGUGCAAGGCACUGUGAACAAAAUAGAUGGGCCCAAUGUCAAGUCAGUGUUAAUAAAGAAAAUCUCUAGGUACAGCCACACCUCCAUCUCCUCUUUUCCACUAAAGCCACUACCUGGAAAUCUUACUGAUAACAUACAGGUAUGCAAGCAUACCAUUAAAGGUCUCUCCUGUGUAUCUAAUGUACCUCAGGUCAAAUUAGGGUGUGGCCGAGAUCAAUGUUAGCUAUGUCAGGGACUUGCCCUGUGGUCUGUGCACAGUUGUCUAAGGAUCAGUGUGUCUGGGAGAUGGCCAACUCCCUGCCUGGCUGUGCAGAGCAUAGGUCAGUCUUUGAAAGAAGCUGCUGGAGAGAAGAAGGACUCAUACCCAUCAUUUCAGCCUCCUUGCUCAUUUUACAAUUUUAUACACAUUUAAUGAUUCCUACAUGCAGACUGAAAUAAAGGCAUAACGAGCCUGCCCACACCAAUCACUGCAGCACACAAACCAGCUUCCCCUCCACACAGCUCUCCCAUGGCUCAGGUACUGGAAACAAGCAGAGCUCCCCUCUGAUGGCACACACCGUGGGAACUCAAGUGCAAAUUCAGGCAUUCACGUUAGUUAAAGUGCCCUGCUCUCCAGGCAUCUGCUGGCCCUAGGAUCCACCUGAAUCUACUAUAAUACACUCUGUCUAUGAAAGGAGAGAAAGAAGCAGCCUCUCACUACUUAGCAGUCUGCACCCAGCAAGGGGCAGGAGGCUGGCUUGCCUCAGCCUCUGUGGACAAGAUGUGAAGCUUAGCCCCCGCGUUUUGGUGUACAGAGAACGUGGCACUGAUACUCACUCAUCCAGGCUGUUAGAAUUUGCAAUUCACAUCAUAACUCUUUGCUUAAAUUUAAAAGGCUUUUCAAAACAUCAUAACAUCUGCAACAUUUAAAUUCCAUUUUAUUCUUUGUCCCAGAGCAGGCAGAGGUAUAGUUUAAGAUUAACUCAUCGGGAGCCUUUCAGGAUCAUGUCAGUCAUACAGAGUAUUAAAUUUAACAUAGGCACAUGCAUUAAGGAAAGCUUAUGCAAAACAUUCUUACUGUUAAUUUUGUUAUGCUUGAGGCAUAUUUUAUUCAUCCCUUCUGUCACUGAUAAUUAUUGGAAUUAUGUACUUUAGGAGGCUAAUCCAUACCCAAAAAGUGCACAUAUAAAUACAGUUCUGAUUUGCAAGUUGAUUUAGGGAAAAGAGGCUGCAGAAAUGCACAAAACAUCUUUGCUUAAAAAAAGAAUUGCAAACAGUGGUACCCUGGUAACACUGGUGUGGAUACACUGGAGCCCAGUCACAGAUCUUUAUUUUACUAACCAAGAGUGUUGUAGGCCUGCUCAUGACUCUGCUCAUUAGCAUUCCUUCAGGUCAGCAAUCUGGGCAUGAAGAAAAAGGCUGCCAAACACGAGCAGUCUGGCCUCCGUCUGCAAUGUCUACCUUGAGUCACCAGGAAACCUUCCUGAGAAAUGGGAGGUUAUUGUUUGUCAAAGACAGAAAAGGUUUCUGUCUUUUGAUGUGUAUUUCAUGUGAUCUAAGCUUUCUUCUCAAAGCCGUUUUCUUAAGAAGACUAUAAAGAAUUACUAGGUCUUUUUUCAGCCCAUCCUGCUACCAGGUCCACAGGGGAAAGUCCGAUGUGAUUCUCCCUUUUCCAAUAUCUAACAGGGACAGUAGAGUUGGUUCCCUAAUUCAUAGCUGGCCACCUUCUCACAAACAUCCAUCCGCACAGCCUGGAGUCAUUCAGUGCAUAUCUUACAGUUUCUUAGGAGCUUGUGUUAAUUUCCUAAAACAACCAAGUUUCCUUCUGUAUUAGCCACUGUUUCCAUCAGCUAGCUCCUCUGACGUCACCACAGCACUGUGCUAAGAUGUCUGUCAAAUGUCAGUUGCAAUAAUGUGCUGCAUGCCAGGACUGGGGCACAGAGCAAGCAGAUGCAGCAGGACAGGUCUUGCUGUGCAGUGUGAUCCUCACAUGUUAUGCAAGUAUACCUGAACAUCAUCUUAAUGUGUGUGUGCACCGUCUACAGCCAUGUGUCCUUGAAGCAGAAUGACAUCUAAGGGCUAUCUGUCUGAGCCCUCUUCCUUUCAGCACACUCCAUUUGUCACACCAUUGGCAUUCUCCUUGCCUCUUGUCAGUAGACGUGAUUGUCAUGGGAAGACAGGCUUUCCUGUUUGGAGAUCAGAGCCCUCAUACAAAACAGCACCACAGCUGAGAAAGAGCCGCAGAGACAAAGCUCGCUUACAUGUCAAUAUUUUCAGUAGAUGGAAUCAAAGGUUUUAUAUGAAAAUCAAUCAUUAAAGUGGCAUGAGAGUUUACUAUGAAAAUAAAGUAUUUCCUCUUAUUAACAGA
Messenger RNA from Grammomys surdaster, 5886 nucleotides. RefSeq names its product FER tyrosine kinase (gene Fer). The transcript is spliced from 18 exons. The record is from RefSeq and is a predicted model, not a curated record. The coding region runs from base 56 to 2527 and encodes 823 amino acids. NCBI's taxonomy places the organism in Eukaryota, Metazoa, Chordata, Mammalia, Rodentia, Muridae. Gene Ontology annotation, biological process: chemotaxis; regulation of mast cell degranulation; peptidyl-tyrosine phosphorylation. Gene Ontology annotation, molecular function: ATP binding; non-membrane spanning protein tyrosine kinase activity.